Sclerotinia borealis F-4128 is the source of this 1287-nucleotide messenger RNA. Lineage: Eukaryota; Fungi; Ascomycota; Leotiomycetes; Helotiales; Sclerotiniaceae. The record is from the annotation of a GenBank genome assembly.
AUGCUCAUCUCGCGCGCCGAUCACUCCCAGAAUAUCUCCCCAGUCGAGGGGCAGGCCCUGGCCAACCUUCCCUACUCAGUCCUCGCCACCAUCCCCGCUCUUCAACCUCCGCCGGGCGAAGUCUCCAACUUCACCAAUCCCGCCAGCACCCGCCACAUCCUCAUCAUCGCCUCCUGCAUCGGCAUCUUCGUCAUGCUCCUCUGCACCACCAUCCGUGUCUGGACCGUCCUCUUUAUCGUUCGCAAAUUGGCUUGGAGCGACCUCACAUAUAGCUUUGCCAUCCUCGCCGCCACCAGCGCAUUCGUGGUCAGCAUCUUCACGGUCACCGGCGCCGCCCAAGUCGGACAUCACCAAUGGGACGCUCCCCUCUCCUUGAUUUUUACCAAGAGAAAUAUUGUUCCCACCGCGCUUUCAAGUGUGUUCACACCCAUUGCGUUGGGCCUCAUCAAAAUCACCAUUUUCCUAACCUAUAUCGAAAUCUUCUCGAAUAUGCCUUGGGUAUAUAUAUCCUGUUAUGUAGGGGCGGCCAUUACCGGGCUUUUCUAUCUAGGCAUGGCGCUCGCAUCGUUUAUUUUGGGGUUCCCGCAUGGCAGCGAAACGUGGGUUUCGCAUAUCUUCUCGCGCAAUGGGUUUCGUUCGAAUAUCACCAGUGUGCCGACGGCCAGCGUGGGGCUCGCGAUAGAUAUUUAUCUGUUUGUGGUGCCGCUGAUUGCGGUUAGUGGGUUGAAGAUGCAGCGAAAAAAGAAGGUAGGCGUGGGGUUGAUCUUUACCACGGGAGUUUUAGCAAUCAUUGCCUCAAUCUUCAGCAUCUACUAUCGCAGGAACUUGUACCGAAACGGCGAUGUCGUGUGGAAUCUGGUACCCUUGUUUUCAGUGACAAUUAUCGAGGUAUUUAUUGGUCUCAUUGUGGCUUGUACAUGGCACUUCUCAAAGUUUCUGCGAACAUAUGAGAGUAAGUUUGCGAGGGUGGGGCAUUCGGUGGCUAGGCUUGUGUGUGGGUGUGGGGGUUUAUUGGGAGGGAGGACGAAAUAUGGAAGGAGGAGUGGCGGGAAGGCAAGUGAGAGUAGUGAGGGUAGUGGGCAUGGGAGUGCGAUUGCGAUGGCGCCGUGUGUAUCCGAUGAGAAAGAUAGGGGGAGUAGUAGAGGACGUAAUCUUUAUCCGGAUUUGGAUUUUACGGAGAAUAGGGGCACGGUGGUGGGUGGGUCGGUGUGGGAGAGGACGAUGUUGGGGAGUAUGCCUGAGGAGGAUGUUGAGGGGGGUAGAAGGGAUGUUAUGGGUUCGAAAUGA